AUGGCGAGGACGACCUCAUGGAAGCACUUGCUCCCCACACUCUUCCUCACUCUUCACCUCUGCCUGCUCUGUUUAUCAUCCUUCACGGACGCACAAAUAUACAAUGGUGACAACGUCGUAGCAGCACCCACCAAGGCCGACAUCAUCACCACGGAUAUCAUCCCAACCUUCGUCAGCACUGAAGCUUCCAAGCCAACCUCAGCCUCGCCCGGUGGCAAACAUUCGACCACAGCCGGAAACAGUACUCUAGCCAUUCCAACCACCACCACAACGGUUCCACCUCCAGUUCCAGUCCAGCCUUAUACAACAUGGGCACCCGGUAGCGGUCCCAUGCCUGUCGCCAGUCCAUUGCCCCUGCCCACUUCACCGGCCAUGUUCCCUCAAAACAUUUCGACCUGCUCGACGUGCUAUGGCAUGUUCCCGACCUUGUCUCGAUGCAACGUCAUCGCCAACUCCAACACCUUCCCAAUCACACCCAACACGACUUAUGCGACCCUGAUGCCCUUCUUGCAGUGUAUCUGUACCUUCAAGGCCCUGGACGCCUACCCAUACUGUGUUGACUGCUUCGCAAAGACUCAGCAGCCCACACAAUUGAAUGUCCUCCAGGCCAACCAUCUGAUCAACUACAUUGAUGCUUUCCGACAGCUGUGUGGAGUCACAUACAACGGCAACAGGAUCCCAGGCAACGCUGGCAGUGCUCUUGUGCCGUCGGUCGGCACAAAGUUGUCUGCGUUGUUGGCGGGUCUGACAGGAGUCUUGGCUAUGAACUUUUGGGUGGCGUUGUAG
Molecule: messenger RNA, 786 nt
Organism: Linnemannia hyalina
Lineage: Eukaryota; Fungi; Mortierellomycota; Mortierellomycetes; Mortierellales; Mortierellaceae
Source: the annotation of a GenBank genome assembly